Eriocheir sinensis (Chinese mitten crab) is the source of this 6195-nucleotide messenger RNA. Its product is annotated as trithorax group protein osa-like. The transcript has 13 exons. Bases 33 to 3968 code for a protein of 1311 amino acids. Gene Ontology annotation, biological process: positive regulation of translation. NCBI's taxonomy places the organism in Eukaryota, Metazoa, Arthropoda, Malacostraca, Decapoda, Varunidae. Gene Ontology annotation, cellular component: cytosol; cytoplasmic stress granule. Gene Ontology annotation, molecular function: mRNA 3'-UTR binding. The record is from RefSeq and is a predicted model, not a curated record.
UCAGGCACUUAACCUACCAACUUCACCCCUUCAUGAAUGGGGACGUUGGCCCGGAGUGUUGUGGGGUGGUGUGCCCCGCCACACCCGAGGACGCCCCCGCCAGCGUAGGGGCUCCGGGGGGCGCCGCACUGCUGCAGGAGGAUGCCACUGGGAAGGCUGCCCCGACCAAGGGGGCGGCCGGGGUCUCCGAGGCUGUGCCCAGCCCUGGCCCCGCCCCCCCUCAGGAGAAUGGGGAGAUGACACCCAACGGUAGUGGGGGGCAAAGUGCCUCAUCCCCCGCCCCCCCAUCACCCACACCCACGCCCUCCACCACCACUGAUGCUGCUGCCACGGAGGGGCUGGCCCCGACACCCUCCAGCGAGACCCAGGGCACCCAGACCACACCUUCCCAGACCCCCACGCCAGGCAGCCCCCCAACCUCCCCGCCGGCCACCCCUGCCCCAGGCCAGAUGCCCCCUCCACCGCCGCCAGCCCAGCCCCUCAGUAGGGAGCAGAUCAAGCAGAUGGUGGCCCAGCAAGUGGAGUACUUCUUCUCCAGGGAGAACUUGAGCAGCGACCCCUACCUGAUCUCCCAGAUGGACAGCGACCAGUACGUGCCGGUCUACAUCCUCGCCAACUGCACCCAGUUCAAGAGCAUCACUAAGGAUCACAGCAUCAUCGUGGAGGCUCUCAAAGAGUCGCCUUUUGUGCAGCUGGACGAAGAGAGGAACCGAGUGCGUCCCAACUACAAGCGGUGCAUCGUCAUUCUCAGGGAAAUACCAGAAUCCACGCCCAUAGAGGAGAUAGAGUCGGUGUUCAAGAGCGAGGAGUGUCCCAAGGUUGUGUCUUGUGAGUUCGUCCACAACUCCUCGUGGUACGUCACCUUCGAGAGUGACGAGGACGCCCAGAAGGCCUACUGGUACCUCAGGGGAGUGGUCAAGACUUUCAAGGACAAGCCCAUCCUGGCCCGCAUCAAGACCAAGCCCAUGUCCCGGUUGGGCUGCCUGUCUGUCCUGCCUUCCUACGGGGGCAAGGCUGGCGGGGGAACCGGGGAGGCCAAGGAGGGCCAGGGCAGUGCCACGGGCCCCCCCUCGGCCCAGCCCUCACCCGGUGCCGCGGCGGGGGGGGGCAGGAGUGGGGCACCAGGCACCCCUGGGCCCCCCGGAGGCUCCUACACUCCGUCUGGUGGGGCGCAGCGCUUCAUGUUCUCUACCCAGCAGUCGGUGAACCCCGGCUCCUACACCUACUCCUACUCCACCCCAGCCACCGCCUAUUUCUACCCCAAUGUGAUGCAGUGGACGCCGCCGGGGGGCUUCUACGACAUCAACAGCUUCCUGCAGUUCAACGGGCUGUCUCCACAGGGCACCUUCACCCCGCAGAACCACGGCCCCAACUUGCGCUAUCCCCCAGGCAGGAGAAACCCAAAACACCGCGACGGAGGGCGCUACGACAAGGGUGAGGGGCGGCAGGGGGGACAAGGCAACCCCCCAGGUCACUACCCCCGCCCACACCCCCACCACCACCGUCCCCACCCGGCCCCCUCCCCCUCCCAAGGACCCCCACACCGGCCUCCCAGCCAGGCCCCUCCAUCUGCCGCGACACCUCCCCCACCACCCCCUCCGCCUCCCCCAGUCUCGUCUGGUGGUCCCGGUGCCCCGGCCCCGCCCCACCCCGACAGUUUUGCUCAGAGUGAUUUCCCCCUCACUAGUCAGCCGGGGCUGUACACUUCCUUCAGCCCCCCGGCGGCCCCCGACAAGGAGGUGGUGACUGUGUCCAAGCCUCCUCCACCCCCGCCAGCCACGGCCGCCCCUGCCUCCACCGCUGCUGCUGCCGCAUCAACGCCGCCGCCGCUCCCGCCGCAGUCUCCGCCUGCUGCCAGCACAGCCUCAGGCGCUGCUGCCGCCGCCCUGCCGCAGGACAGCUCCAUGGCUGAGGGCCCGGCCAUCACCUUGCCGCCCGCCCCUCACCCACACUCGCUGCCGCCUCACCUCCACCCGCCUCCACACCAACCACACCAUAGACACAACCACCACCCCCACCAUCACCACCACCACCCCCCGUUUCCCCCGCCCCAUCACCUCGCGCAGGGGAUGCCAGGCCCACCACCGCCCCCGCCGCCCCACCGCCACGGGAACUACCCACCAGACCACUUCCACCAUCCUCACCACCCACACCACCCACCCCACCUCCACCAGCAGGGGCCCAGACCAGUGCACCGGAACCUGCGUCGCAGACCCCGGGGCAGGGAGGAUGAGGCCAUGGGUGGGCAGGGUCGAGGCGGCCCACCCCAGCGAGGCAACGGCCCGCCCCACCAGCCCCCGGGAGGCCCUGAUGGGAAUAAGCAAGGCGGCCCCGGCUCACAGGAGGGUACCCCAGCCCCCCCACCUCCUCCCCCACAGUUUGACUUGGAGGCUGCGUCCUUCCCGCCUCUGCCAGGUUCAGAUGAGCCUGCAGUGGUAGUGGUGGAGCGCCGUGCUGCCGACCCCUUGCCCAGCGCUUGGGGUGACACCCAGCGCUUCUCUGACGUCAUGAAGGGUGGCCCCAAACCCCGCCCUGCCUCCCUGGGCGAUGCCCCACCUGAGGCUGCCACAACCCCCACCACCACCACCACUGCCUCCAACACCACAACUACACCAGGGGGAGCAUCAACUGCAACUUCCACUACCACCAUAGCCCCCAACACCACCUCAACCACUACCACCAACACAGCCUCCCCCACCACUCCUACUGCAGCCCCCACAGUUCCUGCCCUGCCCACACCUUCCACUACUACCAGCACCACAGCUGCAGCUACCACACAGCAACCUAGUCACACCCCCAACACCACCACCACCACCAGCACAGCAGCAACAGUAGUAGCAGCAGCAGCAGCAGCAGCAGCCCCCACCACCUCCACGACCACCACCACCAGUACCUCCAACAGCAGCACAGCACCACCGCAGCCCCCCACCACCACCACAGCCACACCAUCAGCCAGCAUAGAUCACAGCCAUACACCUCAACCGCCACAGACACCCACCCCCACAGCCGCCACCGUCACCACUGCCCAGAUCACUGCCGCACCCCCCAAGACCGAGCCCCGGCCAGCCCCACGGGACCAGCGACCGACUGAACGCAGACCAGCCGGGGCAGGGGGCAGUAGCAACGCCACCACCAGCAGUAGCAGCAGCGGGGCAGGUGUCACCAACGGCCCCAGGGAGCGACGGGAGUACACGAGGGAGUACCCACAGCGAAGCGGGGCAGGACGGGAAUUCCGGGGCAACAGGGACCCCACACUGAGGACAGGAAAGGAGAACCGCCCCCUCCGCCCACCCCGGGAGGACAAGAUGGACGCCGACGGGUGGAUAACGAAGGGGUCCAGGGAGAGCCGGGCACAGCGGGAGAGCAGGGAGCAAUGGGAGAGGGGGGAGAGCUCCUCCUCCUCCACUUCCUCCAACACCAGACACCACCACCACAAUAACAAUAACAAUAAUAACAACAACAAUAAUCACCAUCAGUUCCACCAUCACCACCACCACCACCAUCACCACCUGGUCAAUGGGGACUCUGCCUCGCCGCCCUCGUCACCCAAGCCUCAGAAGGGUGAGUGUAGCACCAGCAGCAGCAGCACCAGUAGUAACAAGCUUGCGAGUGAGGAGUGCACAGAGGAGGCGAAGGGACUGCCAGCCAGGCCCCUCAACAACAAUGAUGGGGAGCACAAGACGAGUUGGGCUAAGAUGGCGCUGGCCUCCAAGGACCACAUGGAGAGGCUGGCGGCCGAGCUCAAGGAGAAGGAGGAGCAGGAGAAGAUUAAGAAGCAGAGACUGGCCACACGCCCUCAGCCCCGGCCGCAGGAGAAGGUGGUGCAGCCCCGUGAGCGUGACGGCAAGCUGCUCCGCCGCGACGCUCCGCCCCGAGACCCCCGUGGCCUACCAGGGGAACGGGGCGGACCCAUCCCCUUCCGGCCCCGGGAUGCAGCUGCUGCUGCCACCCCAAAGUCCCCGAAGUGAGGGGCUGGCGGGGGUGGCUGCUGCUGCCGCCACACCACACCCACGCCCCCUCCAGUGCCUACGCUGUUCGCCACCCCGUGUAUAUAGCCGCCCCGCCCUGCCCCGGAUGCAAUGCCCCGCCCCGGGUCUGUGACAGACGACAACAGGCGACUGGUGCCAAACGUGGGCGCCCCGCUUACCUGUACAGUUGAGAGUUUAUUUUUUGACGACACUACUAGCCGGGGUGGUGCCGCCCGCCCCGCCCCACCUCCGGGCCUCCGGCGGCGGACAGACACACAGACAUAGUGGCCGAGGCUGCCGCCGCCGCCUCUGGACGAGUUGUUUCGGCUGAAUCAAAAGUGUUGUUGUUGUGACGCUCGGCCGCCCCGGUGCUAAGGCCCCGCCCCGCCCCCUACUUGGCUGUGACCCGGCGUGGCCCCGGAGGACCCCCGGUUGUGAGUGGGCACCCAGCGCUGCAGUGAGCACCCGUGUGUGUGUGUGUGUGUGUGUGUGUGUGUGUGUGUUGUGUGGGUGUGGGUGUGUGCGCUGCAGCCACGCACACCACAGACAGACAGACACUGGGACGGUGACACCAUGGUUGUUGUUUUCACGCCCCACCCUGCCCCGCCCCUAGUGUGUACAUAGUGCUGGGCCGGGGCCAGGGCUGUACAGCGUGCGCGUGUGUUUGAGUGUGUGGCCACAGACACACAAGGGGCCUCACCAGGCAGACAUCACCCUGCCCUGCCUCGCCCCACCCCGCCCCGCUGUGGACCCACUGAGUGUGGGCGUCAUUUUAUUUAUUGCUUUGUUUUCUUCUUCAUGGUUUUUGUUGGGUAUUGAUGCUUCCUGUGUGUGUCGGGAGGCUUCCCCGCCCUGCCCCGCCCCGCCCCAGUGCUACUUAACGACAAGACAACUAUGCACGGGCUGGACACCCACUGCCGUCACCCCCCUCCCCCCAGUUGGCCAUAUUGUAUUGUCUGGUCCUUCUGUGGGGUCCACUCCCCCUACCCCCCCAGCCAUGGCAUGCAGGGAACAACAGGCCUUAGUAAGUUGUUGGCCCCCUCCCCCCACCCCUCCAGCACAUUUUCUUGGUCAUCAGAUUUUUCCUUCCAUCAAAUUUAUUUAUAUUUUUAUAUGUCUUAGUUUUCUGUUUAAGUACUUUGUUUACUCCCCUCCCCUCCUCCCCCUCAAGCUGAUGCUGCUGUUGCUGCUGCCACCGCUGCCGCUGCCACAGUGUGUUGGGGCAGCAGGGCGGGGCGGGGCGCCGUGUAAAUAUUGUUAGGAAAAACAUGGCUGGACUUUGUAUUUUAUUUAUUGUUUGUCCCUGGGGUGGGCGGUGUGGCCUGUCCUAGGGCGGGGCGGGACCACCCCGGGGCCAUGGCAGCCUGGCGCCGCCGCCACCACAGUACAACAACAACAACCAUCACCACAACCACCAUGCCAGUCUCCCUCCACCCCUAUCCCCCCUUCUUUCCACCACUUCACCCCCGCCCCCUUCCCGCCCCUCACAGCUCAGGAAGAGUAGCGUCGUCGCCAGACUGCCGCCCCACUGCCCCCCCGCCCCGCUCCGCCCCCUCUCCACACUGGUGAGGUGCAAGUUUUGCAGGGUGGGGCACUGUGGCCCUGCCCUGCCCCGCCUGAGGCAUCAGUGCUUUCCCCGGGCUGCCCUGUGCCCCGGAAGACGAUGUUAAUAAUUGUGUGUACAUGUGUGUGUGUGCGUGAGUACAUAAUGUAUGUGUGUGUUUCCAUGUGGCUGUGUGCGCGCGGCGCCACCCUAAUAUGCAAGGCGUGCGCGUCCUGUGUGUGUAUGUGUGUGUGUGAGAGAGAGAGAAAGAGAGUGUGUGUGUGUGUGUGUGUGUGUGAGUGAGUGCGUGUGUGUGCAGGAUCUCAUCAUCGUGGACAUAUUUAACAAGACCACCGCCGCCGCCGCUGCCACAAGCAUCCUUGAGUGAUUCUCUGGACGGAAGGGCGGCAGGCAGGAUCCCCUCUACCUAUAGCCCCCUACACCCCUUCUUGCCCCCCCCCUCCCCCUGCCUGCCCCCUCCAAUCACACUUCCUCGCUCAACACAAACCCUCUUCAGUUGUAUUAUUAUUAUAAUUAUUAUUAAUUAUUGUGUUCUCAUUUUGAUCACAGGAAGUUUGUUUAUGUUGGUUCAGUUAUCAUUAUUAUCAUUAUCAUUAUUAUUGUCAUUAUUAUUAUCAUUAUAGUUUGAUGGAUGAAUGAAUAAUAAAUUAGUCGUGGUUUACA